AUGUCUUACUUUUGUCGUACAAUUUCUACGUUACGUAUUUCUUCCUUAUCAUCACCGUUGCGUGGUGUUAUUCUAUCUCGUUUAAACGCCAGUACAACACCCUCUUCAACAUCAGCGGCAUCAGGCAGUACAAGUGGUUCAUCAAAACAAACGGGUGGUACCAACAGAACAUCUGAUCAAAGUACCCAAACGUCUGGUUCAGGCGGUAGUGGAGCAGCUAAGCCAGCUAAGUCAUCCGUGUUGCCUGGUAGUUCAACAUAUAGUGAAAAAUCGAAUCCAACAAAAACAAGUAGUGAAUCUCAGGAUACUGGAGCUAAUCGGUCUACAGAUGCAUCAUCGUCAAGUAAAACAAGCAGUUCAAAACAAUCAUCGAGUUCAUCAGACAGUCAAUCAGUAUUAAAUUCAACAUCUGGUCGAUUAAUGAUUGGUGGUCUAGUCAUUAUUGGUGUAUAUAGUGCAUGGAAAAUGUUAUAUAAUAAUCCAGAUGUUAAAAAAAGCCAUGAUCAUGUUAAAAAAGAAUUGACAAAAAAUACUCCCGAUAGUCAAUUACAUCACGAUAUGAUGUCUCAACAUAAACCAAAAGAAGCUGAAAAAUGA
Messenger RNA from Didymodactylos carnosus, 597 nucleotides. Lineage: Eukaryota; Metazoa; Rotifera; Eurotatoria; Philodinida; Philodinidae. The record is from the annotation of a GenBank genome assembly.